AUGGCGGAGGAAGAGCCGGAGGUAGAGACAGGCAAAAGCAGGGACCUGGUUUGGCCCUUGCUCAGACCUGGCAUCAUGGGCAUUCCACGGUUUUAUCGCUGGCUGUCAGAGCGCUACCCGCUCAUCAAUGAGAAAAUCACUGCGGAGCAAAUUCCUGAUUUCGAUAAUCUUUAUUUGGACAUGAACGGAAUCAUCCACAAUUGCUCCCACAACAACACCGGAGGCCUGUGUGUGAAGGAGGAGAGUGACGUGUUUGUUGAAGCCUUCAGCUACAUUUGCCGGUUGGUGAACAUCAUUCGCCCCAAGAAGAUGCUGUACGUGGCGAUUGAUGGCUGUGCUCCCAGAGCGAAGAUGAACCAACAACGUUCUCGGCGCUUUCGUGCUGCCAAUGAUGCGCGCGAAGCCAGGGAGCUUGCACAAGAGAUGGGAGAGGUGGUUUCCGGCCCACACUUUGACUCCAACUGCAUUACUCCAGGCACCGAAUUUAUGGCCAAGCUCACUGAGCAUUUGCGAUUUUUUAUCUGCAAAAAGAUCCAGGAAGAUCCAGCCUGGCAGCGCUUUACAGUGGUCCUUUCUGGUCCAGAGACACCUGGUGAGGGGGAACACAAGAUUAUGGAUUACAUCCGCAAAGCCAAGGCACAGCCAGAUCAUGAUCCAAAUACCAGGCAUUGCCUAUACGGACUGGAUGCUGACUUGAUCAUGCUGUCCCUGGCAUCCCAUGAGCCUCACUUUGCCCUGCUCAGAGAGGAGGUCUUAUUUGGUCGGCGUGAGACCAAAACAACUGAGCAGCGUAUUUUGAUCGCAAAAGAUCGAUUUCAGCUCCUGCACAUUUCGCUUCUGAGAGAGUAUUUGGACAUCGAGUUCAAACCUCAUGAUGUGAAGUUCGAGUACAACCUGGAGCGGAUUAUUGAUGACUUCAUCCUCUUUUGUGUUUUGGUUGGGAACGACUUCUUGCCGUGUUUGCCAUUUGCAGAGAUCGGAGAGAAUGGCUUAGAUGACCUCUUCCGCGUUUACAAGGACCAUUUGGCAUCAGCAUCCAACAGCCCAUGGCUCACAAAAAACUGCGGAGAGGUUGACUUCAAACAGUUUGCAAAGUUCAUCAAGAAAUACGGAGAGUUGGAAGAUGGCCAUUUACAAGCAGCUUGCGAUGAGCAAAACUUCGUUCUUGGCAAGCAGCGUUUGGUGGGUCCGGCUGAUGCACCAACACCUUCAGAGUACACUCCAGAUUUGCCCAUUGAGCCACCAGCAACUUCAGAGUUGGCCCGUGACCAGUGGUAUGACAUCAAGUUUGGGAUGGACUUGACAAAGUAUGAAGGGACGCAGAAGCAGCGAGGCCUCUUUCAGUCAUAUCUGGAAGGCCUGCAUUGGGUGAUGCGCUACUACUUCCGUGGACCGGAUCACGCCUCUUGGAGUUGGUACUAUCCAUUCUACCAUGCGCCGAUGGCUGUGGACCUGGCGAACUAUGACCAGUUGGGACAUCCAGAGAUCUCCUUGGAGAUUGGUCAAGUCUUUAAGCCCUUCCAACAGCUCAUGGCAGUGCUCCCCGACAGCUCUAAGACGUUGCUGCCGGAGUGUUAUCAAUGGCUUUUCGGUUCCAACUCACCUGUGGCCAACUUCUAUCCGCGCAAGUUUGUAGUGGACAUGGAUGGGGUUAAAACGCCGUGGGGUGGUAUGACUUUGAUCCCUUUCAUUGAUCCUACAGGCUUGUUAUCUGCGAUGGAGCAGGCCUAUGGGGGAGGUCCUGCUCUUAGCCCCGCAGAGAUCAAGCGGGAUGAGUUUCGUGGCGCUCGCUCUUUUCAGUAUGACAUGAAAGCGGGAGUCUUAGUGCAGAGCACUGUUCCUCGCAAGUACAGAGACAUCCAGAAAUGCCCAGUGAGGAUCAAUGAGUUCAAACAUCCAGAUCUACCAGCUCACUCUGAGCAUUUUCCGAACUACCUCCUUCCUGGCCUCAGAACCAAGGAGAUGGGCUUUCCAACCUUGCACUUGCAUCCCCUGACCACCAGCUUCCAGGUUGGGGUCAAGGUCUUCCAGUUCGAGGCCAGAGGUCUAUCGCUCUAUCUACACGCGCGGCCCACAGGGGCAUUCGAACCCGACAAUGAGGCGAUUCAGCAUGCGCUGUAUUCAUCGUCGGCGACGAUCGACUAUCCCUGUAUUCAUCGAGGAAAAGUCGUCGCCGUGCAUACGCCUUUUGCGAAAUAUCUGGAACACGAACGGGUCGUAGACAACACCCCAUACAAGCACGAGAAGCGAGUUUGGGAACUUCUUCAGGAGCAGAAACGGCGUGGACUCUCGGUGGAGUUUGACAGCAGUGCCAUAGAUGUUGAUGAAAGCUCUGCUGGCCGAAUGUGGCGAGGGAAAACAGGUGAUUUGUCCGAGAACGAAUUGUGCCAGCAACCGUUGGUGGAGGUCAAAUAUUUGCAGUCUGUUCAGAUAGACAGCCAAGGCCGCACUCAAGUGACCUACCAGGCUGGCAGCGAACUACGACUGUGGCAUUUGGUACAGACGGAGCAGGCCCUCCCAAGUUGUUUGCCGAUGAAAGUGGCAGACAGAUUUGCGGUUGGAACUGCAGUGCUUUGCAUCGACCACGACUCCGAGGUGUAUGGUGAAGUUGGGAGAGUAGAAAAGAGCUCCAACAACCCAGAAGAGAUUGAGGCUGUGUUCCAGCAGCAGCUGAAUCCUGAAGAGCAGCGGAAUCUCCAGAAGAGCAUUUCACAGGUUAUUGAAGCAGAGCAAAAGUCAUUGAAGUGGUACCCAAUGGCCGACUUCGUCAAAUUGGUUGGCUUGGAGGCCAAAGUCACGCGUCAGAUCAUUGGAACUCUUAUGGCACGAUGUGCAGGUUACGUCCGGGAGGACCUGGGGAUGAAUCUGAUGGUUGAGGCUAGAGGUGACAAAGGCGCUUUGUGCCUUCCGUGCUACUCGAUCAAGCACGCACAGGGGUGGUUUUUCUCGGACUUAGCCGUGUCAGCCCUGAAAGACUACCAGGAAAAAUUUCCAGGAGUCUUUGAGGCAUUGCGGGCACGUCAAGAUGAGAAGAAGGACUUGGAACAAAGGAACAUUUUUCCGACCAGCCCGAACAAAGACUACGCGUCAAGGCAGCUGUUGAAGUACUGCAACGGGUGUGAGUGGAAGAAGCUGCGCUUGGCCCCGGCCGAAUACAUGGCAAUGACCGUGGACAGCGUGAGCAAGGUGGCUGAGAUGGUCGAAAAGAUCUCGGGUCUGCAGCAGGCCAUCACGGUCACUGGUAGCUCCUCAUUCUUCCAGGCUGAGGAUCCAUCGAUGAAGCCACCGCCAGACCCGCGCAAGGAGGACUUGGCUAUUGGCCAGAGAGGAUUCUAUAUCAAAGUGGAAGGAGCAGUACCCUGUGGCAAGCAGGGCACUAUCAUCGGGGUCUAUGGAAGCGAUUCCCAGCAGCAGCUGGAGGUGUUGCUGGACGAGGAAUGCUUUGGCGCUACCGAUCUGCAGGGCCGGUGCCCACCGCUUCGGGGGAUACAGGUGCCACCUUCUCAGUUUCGGGCAUUCGCUUGCAAAGUGGCAGUCUCAGCCAAGAACGAGGCGGUGGAAAGGAUAGCGGAGAAGAUGGAGAAGGGGAGAGAGAACGGAGGUUCACCUCGCCAAACACAAACUGCUUUGAGCCGCCAGGCCCCGAAGUCAGAUGAAGACGCAAAGGCUUCACAGGCAUUGAGGAGGCUGCUUCAGGAUGGUUCAUCGAAAGCAUCAGUGGUCGCACAAGGGGCCGCUUCCAAGGCAAGCAAGGAGACCCAAGCAAGGGACAGCCGUGCUCCCGACUCCAACAUAUCGUACAACAAGGCCGAGAGCAAAAACAAGCAGACAAAGGUGAUUGGUGAUGUUUCGGCGGCCUUUGCCGCGCUGACGUCGUCCCAAAGUGUGCGACCACCCGUCCAGGUGCAUGCCGAAGGACUUGAAGCGACUGUUGGAAGUGGCAGCCGGGCAGAACCGACUUCAACGGCGCAUCGGAGAGGUGGAAAAAAGAAAGACUUGGCACAAGUCUGGCGUGGUGCAUUUGCAGAUCUUUUGGCAUGUGGCAAGAAGGUGGGUGGCUCAAAGUUCCCGCUGUUCAGAUCUUUGCCAUUUGUGGUCGGCUGUGCCAUUUCUUCGCAUGACAUGACAGGGCUGACAUCAAGUGGUGCGCACUUGUUGGGUCGUUGGUCGGCCAAUUUUGACUGGGUCGACAUGUGCCGCGAAGGCAGCCCAGUGAAAACACGUGGGGCUCUCACUGAGUCAAUCCUGGACCUUUCAAAUUUGGGGAGGACUGUGGAUGGCUCAGGGUUCGCAUUUCUUGGUGCCUCUUGCAUUGGCAAGCGAUUGGGUCCUAUCAAGAUCAUGGAGGGGUACACUUACCUCCAGACCCUUGACUUUUCGGAUAACUUGAUCAAGGAUGUCGCAGCCUUGAAGGGUCUCAACCUUCUGGUGAAACUCAACUUGGCAAAGAAUUCCAUCGCAAACCUGAAGGGCUGGGAAUCUGAGGAGGCGAUCUUCCCGAAUCUAGUGGAGCUGAAUCUGAAUGACAACCAGCUGAGUGCCUUACAUGCUAUGCCAUAUCAGGCGCUUGCGUCGUUGAGCGUGGCUCGGAAUGAGAUCGCCAGCUGCGAGUUUGGAGGUCAUGAGAGGAUCCAGAACUUGGAUCUCUCAUCGAACAAACUGCCUUCGCUCACGGGUCUUGGAGCAUUGCCGUCCUUGAGAACGCUGAAUGCCUCGAACAACGAUAUUGCAGAUUUAAAUGGGAUCAAUGAAGCACCAUCGCUGGAGGAGCUGCAACUGGCCCAUAACAAGCUACAGGCCCUCGAGGGCCCAUGGACGGAGUUGCAAACGUUGAGAAGCCUCGACUUGAGCAACUGCCUUCUAGAGGCUGAGAAACCUUUGGAGGUGAAUGGCAAUCCCUUCACCGAAGCCGGCAACACUAUGGCCCGAGUAUUGAUCUGUCACUGGCGACUGGAGUCGGUGGAUGAUGUAUGCAUCACCCAGGAGCAUUUGGAAGAAGCCAAGGCUCUCAAUCAGCAACGUGUCUUGGAGGAACGAGAACGCCUCAAAGAGGAGGCUGCCAAGGCAGAUGAGUAG
Messenger RNA from Cladocopium goreaui, 5076 nucleotides. NCBI's taxonomy places the organism in Eukaryota, Dinophyceae, Suessiales, Symbiodiniaceae. The record is from the annotation of a GenBank genome assembly.